AUGGCCUUUCAAGUUCCGAUCCCCAAGCCCAAUAUCGCGGCGGUGACAUCCGAUAUCUGGCCUUCCAUGUCGAAGCUCCUAAAUGCGCCUUGGAAGAAUGUCGAGCGCGGCCCUUCUCCCGGUUCUACCACUUCCCAGCGCACGCUUGGUGAAGCGAGUUCAACAAAUGCCGGGUCUGUCGUACUGCCGGAGUUCCUGCACACGGUACCCUCAACAGCUUUGAGAGCGGACGCCGUACGCCAGCCUGCGUCAUCGGGAUGGUCCCGUUCCUUGUUCAAUGAACGCUCGCUCUGGUCCUCGCCCUCCCUUGCCUCUCGUGUCUUCUCUCCGUCGUCUUUUCGUUCCUACUCCACGUCUUUGAACCGACUUCCCCACGUUUCCCGUCCUCUCGGUCUUGCCAAUCUUCAGCAACAACGGUUUCUCUUCGGCGGUCCCUCUCACGGUAUUUUAGCACAGAAGGAGAAAACCGCGAACAAUAAUCCACACAACGUCAAUGCCCAGAACUCCUUCUAUCAGGACCUCCUUCGCGCCAACAUGCCGGCGAUUGUGGUCGAGCGGUACAGGAGCGGUCAUUUCGCCAGCAACGAACUUUCGGAAGCGAUAUAUUUCAAGGCCUUGAACCUUGUUGGAGGUACUAGUCCCGCACCAAUGGCUCCCGGUUCAAAUCAGAACGUAAACAUGGAACAACUCCAGGCCAUUGGCCAGGCAGUUGCGGCUCAGAAACAUGGUGGUCAAGUGGGAUUGGCAACGAAGCAAACCGGCACUGGCGCGAAAGAAGCUCCUUUGUAUGUUGUUGUGGAAGAGUCGCUUGGAAGCACCAUAUUCCGAUGGGCCAAAUUCUUGGUGUCCUUCGCGUUUUUCGUCUACAUGUCCCUUGUGCUUGUUACUGUCUUGGUGGAAACCACGGGCGUUCUGAAGAACAUCCGGGGCUCUCAGACCAACGAGGCCCAACCGCAGCAUCAGACUGUUCGCUUCAGUGAUGUGCAUGGCUGCGAUGAAGCCAAAGAUGAGCUUCAGGAGCUCGUUGAGUUCUUGCUGAACCCGGAUCGCUUUUCUUCGCUCGGUGGCAAGCUGCCUAAAGGUGUUUUGCUUGUUGGGCCUCCCGGUACUGGAAAGACCCUUCUUGCCCGUGCCGUUGCGGGUGAAGCUGGUGUCCCCUUCUUCUACAUGUCUGGAUCUGAAUUCGACGAGGUGUACGUGGGCGUUGGUGCCAAGCGUGUCCGUGAGUUGUUCGCUCAGGCUCGCGGCAAGUCACCCGCGAUCAUCUUUAUCGAUGAGCUGGACGCGAUAGGUGCUAAGAGAAACGAAAGGGAUGCCUCAUACGUGAAGCAAACCUUGAACCAGUUACUCACCGAACUUGAUGGAUUCUCGCAGUCUACCGGAGUGAUCAUUCUUGCUGCGACCAACUACCCGCAACUGCUGGAUAAAGCGCUUACCCGACCUGGACGAUUCGACCGGAAGGUGACCGUCGGCCUCCCCGAUGUCCGGGGUCGCAUGGAUAUCCUUAGGCACCACAUGAAGGACGUGCAGAUCAGCACUGACGUGGAUCUCGCAGUGAUUGCGCGUGGCACUCCCGGGUUCUCCGGCGCUGACUUGGAAAACCUGGUCAACCAGGCCGCCAUCUAUGCCAGCAGAAACAAGCAGAACAAGGUGAUCGCCAAGGAUUUUGAUUGGGCCAAAGACAAGAUUAUGAUGGGAGCAGAGGCUCGCAGCAGGAUCAUCCAGGACAAGGACAAGCUUCUGACCGCCUACCACGAAGCUGGCCACGCCCUCGUUGCUUACUUCUCUCCGUCCUCUACACCGCUGUACAAGAUCACCAUCGUUCCCCGCGGAAUGGCGCUGGGUGUGACGCACUUCCUGCCCGAGAUGGACAUGGUCUCUCGGAACUAUACCGAGUACUUGUCCGAUAUUGACGUUUCCAUGGGUGGUAAGGCCGCCGAAGAGCUCAUCUUCGGGCCUGAUAAGGUUACGAGCGGCAUCUCAGCUGACAUUCAACAAGCCACUGAGACGGCUUUCACCUUGGUCACUCGAUUUGGAUACUCCAAGAAGCUCGGAAAUGUUGAUCUCUCCACGAACUACAACAGGUUGUCGUCCGAGACCAAGCAGGAGAUCGAAAGUGAAGUCCGGCGUUUAGUUGAGGAGGCCAAAGUGCGCGCCCAGAACAUCCUGACCGAAAAACGGAACGAAUUGGAACUCUUGACCCAGGCUUUGAUUGAAUACGAGACACUCACGAAGGAAGAAAUGGAGAAAGUCCUGAAGGGAGAGAAACUCGAGAAGUUGGAACUGCCGUCGUCGUCGCCGCCACCUCUUAAACUGCCUGAGGCUCUACAGGCGACACGACUAAGCAAAUCCGAUGAAGAACCCCCGGCAGCUGCCGAAUAA
This is a messenger RNA of Aspergillus melleus, 2382 nucleotides long. It is a transcript of the gene YME1, whose product is annotated as i-AAA protease YME1. Gene Ontology annotation, molecular function: ATP hydrolysis activity; ATP binding; metalloendopeptidase activity. Gene Ontology annotation, cellular component: mitochondrial inner membrane. The transcript has 5 exons. Gene Ontology annotation, biological process: protein quality control for misfolded or incompletely synthesized proteins; mitochondrion organization. The record is from RefSeq and is a predicted model, not a curated record. The coding region runs from base 1 to 2382 and encodes 793 amino acids. NCBI's taxonomy places the organism in Eukaryota, Fungi, Ascomycota, Eurotiomycetes, Eurotiales, Aspergillaceae.